AUGCAUUACCUUCUCAGAUCAACAGCAAGGACAUUAUUCCUCGCUCCAAGGCAUAGGGAUGUUCACGGUCUACGUCCAAGCCGAGACAGGACAGUCUGGUGGCCUGGGUUUCGAGGACUGUUCUGUAGAGGAGGAGAGGAGGACUCCAAGCAGCAGACGCUAGAGGACCUCACUAAGAACAUCAGCGGACAGUACAAGAGGAUCAUAGUGAUGGCAGGGGCUGGGAUCAGCACACCUAGUGGGAUCCCAGACUUCAGGUCCCCUGGCAGUGGUCUCUAUGACAACCUCCAGCAGUAUAAUCUUCCUUACGCAGAAGCCAUCUUCGAGAUCAACUACUUCCAUCACAACCCCAACCCUUUCUUUGCCCUGGCCAAAGAGCUGUACCCAGGCAACUACCAACCCAACCUCACACACUAUUUCAUACGUCUCCUUCAUGACAAGGGCCAGCUCCUCAGAAUGUACACGCAGAAUAUCGACGGCCUGGAGAGACUGGCAGGAAUCCCCCCUGAGAAACUGGUGGAGGCACACGGAUCAUUUGCUACUGCUACCUGUACUGUGUCUCAGAGUCUACAGGGGGAGGAGCUACGGUGA
This is a messenger RNA of Oncorhynchus masou masou (cherry salmon), 591 nucleotides long. Its product is annotated as NAD-dependent protein deacetylase sirtuin-3, mitochondrial-like. NCBI's taxonomy places the organism in Eukaryota, Metazoa, Chordata, Actinopteri, Salmoniformes, Salmonidae. Gene Ontology annotation, cellular component: nucleus. The record is from RefSeq and is a predicted model, not a curated record. Gene Ontology annotation, molecular function: histone deacetylase activity, NAD-dependent; NAD+ binding.